UGGGUUAAUUCGGCCCGAUUGUCAGUCUUUGUGUGUUCGCUCUUCGAUCUUCUAGUAGCUGUGAAAAAAUUUACUAAAAACAUUUAAUUAUUAUUUAAACAGGGAACACACAUUCGAUUUGGCAAGAAUAAACGUGAAAAUUACUAGUACACACGUUUGAAAUCGCAAAUAGCUAACCAAUAUGGCUGACGUAAUGAACAUUGACAGCAUCAUAUCGCGAUUGUUGGAGGUGCGUGGGGCAAGGCCUGGAAAGAAUGUACAAUUAUCGGAGAGCGAAAUUCGCGGCCUGUGUCUUAAGUCGCGCGAGAUAUUUCUAUCGCAGCCCAUUUUGCUUGAGUUAGAGGCACCAUUAAAGAUCUGCGGUGAUAUUCACGGUCAGUAUUACGAUUUGCUGCGCCUCUUCGAAUAUGGCGGCUUUCCUCCAGAAUCCAACUACUUAUUUUUGGGAGAUUACGUUGAUCGUGGCAAGCAGUCGCUGGAAACGAUUUGCCUACUUUUGGCAUACAAGAUUAAGUACUCUGAGAACUUCUUCCUGUUGCGUGGAAAUCACGAAUGCGCCAGCAUCAAUCGCAUCUACGGAUUUUAUGACGAGUGCAAACGUCGCUAUACCAUAAAAUUAUGGAAAACAUUCACGGACUGUUUCAAUUGUUUGCCAGUUGCUGCUAUCGUUGACGAGAAAAUAUUUUGCUGCCAUGGUGGUCUCAGCCCUGAUUUGUCAUCAAUGGAGCAAAUUCGACGUAUAAUGAGACCUACCGACGUCCCUGAUCAGGGGUUGCUUUGCGAUUUGCUAUGGUCGGAUCCAGACAAGGAUACAAUGGGCUGGGGUGAAAACGAUCGUGGAGUAAGUUUCACGUUUGGCGCUGAAGUGGUUGGUAAAUUCCUGCAAAAGCAUGACUUCGAUUUGAUUUGCCGUGCACAUCAGGUGGUCGAGGAUGGGUACGAGUUCUUUGCUAAACGGCAGUUGGUCACGCUGUUUUCAGCACCCAACUAUUGCGGCGAGUUUGACAAUGCUGGCGCUAUGAUGUCUGUGGAUGACACGUUGAUGUGCUCCUUCCAGAUAUUGAAACCGGCAGAUAAACGUAAAAAAUAAGCCGAAAAAUAAUCGCUGCAAGUGCACUAAUAAAAAACAUCAACAACUACACGCUCUAAUCAUAUGUCUAAACAAAACUUCAACAGCAAACACAAGACGAAAUAUUUGUUAGAAAACUUAUUUGAAUUAAAAAAUCAAAGGAAGAGAAAGGAAAUCAACCAGAUUUAGAGAUAUGAAGCCAAGGGAAAUACAAUAAAGCAGACGAGACGAAAAAAAUUAAAAUAAUAAGUUUAAAAAAACAUAAAAUUAACAAAAAUACAUUUUCUUAAAUUUACUUAAAUGUAACAUUAUGUCCAAGUUUGUAACUUAUUAGAAACUUGCAUGAAUAAAUCAACAACAAACGGUU
This is a messenger RNA of Anastrepha obliqua, 1436 nucleotides long. RefSeq names its product serine/threonine-protein phosphatase alpha-2 isoform (gene Pp1-87B). The transcript has a single exon. Gene Ontology annotation, molecular function: protein serine/threonine phosphatase activity. The record is from RefSeq and is a predicted model, not a curated record. The coding region runs from base 182 to 1090 and encodes 302 amino acids. Gene Ontology annotation, cellular component: cytoplasm; nucleus. Lineage: Eukaryota; Metazoa; Arthropoda; Insecta; Diptera; Tephritidae.